AUGGAAGUGCUUCUUCACCUCCUUGUAGCCCAAGUCAUCUUAUUGGCUUUAGCAUCUUCAUUUGUAUCUUGUUACGACCCAUCUCCUCUUCAAGACUUUUGUGUUGCCGCCAAUAAUAAUACUAAUGGAGUUUUCGUAAACGGAAAAUUUUGCAAAGAUCCAAAACUAGUAACGGCCAAUGAUUUUUUUACUUUCGGCCUGAAGAUCCCGGGAAACACGAGCAACCGCCUAGGCUCAAUGACCACGACCAUUGGUAUACCUGGUCUCAACACUCUUGGAGUCACCAUCGCCCGCAUAGACUUUUCACCGGGCGGUCAAGUGCCUCCACACAUACAUCCACGUGCCACUGAGAUCCUAUUAGUCCUCGAGGGCAGGCUCUUAGUCGGUUUUGUGUCGUCGAACAUAUACAACAACACACUCUUCUCCAAAAUUCUUAAUCCCGGAGAUGUUUUUCUAUUUCCUGUUGGUUUGAUACAAUUUCAUGUGAACGUUGGGAAGACAAAUGCGGUUGCCAUUGCUGCGGCUGGGAGUCAAAACCCCGGUUUGAUCACGAUAGGCGAUGCGAUUUUUAGGUCGAACCCUUUCAUGGACCCGAUGAUUUUGGCUAAAGCUUGUGCGUUUUGGACGUGA
Molecule: messenger RNA, 630 nt
Organism: Eutrema salsugineum
Lineage: Eukaryota; Viridiplantae; Streptophyta; Magnoliopsida; Brassicales; Brassicaceae
Product: putative germin-like protein subfamily 1 member 2
Exons: 2
Coding region: 1-630 (209 amino acids)
Cellular component (GO): cell wall
Molecular function (GO): manganese ion binding
Source: RefSeq, a predicted model, not a curated record